Messenger RNA from Microthlaspi erraticum, 1104 nucleotides. The record is from the annotation of a GenBank genome assembly. NCBI's taxonomy places the organism in Eukaryota, Viridiplantae, Streptophyta, Magnoliopsida, Brassicales, Brassicaceae.
AUGGAGUCAUCAGCCACCAUUGCAACCGAUCGUUCUACUCAACUAAAUGCUUUCGAGGAAUCCAUGACCGGCGUGAAAGGCCUUGUUGAUUCCGGAGUCACAGAGUUUCCGGCUAUCUUCCGUGCGCCUCCUGCUGUUUUAACAAGCCUUAAACCACAGCCAGCUUCGCAUCUCGCGAUCCCGACCAUCGAUCUGAAAGGAGGAGUGAACUACAAGAACCAAAACUCGGACACGCGGCGAAGCGUGGUGGAGAAGAUAGGGGACGCGGCGGAGAAAUGGGGUUUCUUCCAGGUGGUGAAUCACGGGAUCCCGCUGAACAUGGUGGAGAAGAUGAGAGAAGGGAUUCGCAGGUUCCACGAGCAGGACGCAGAGACGAAGAAACGGUUAUACACUCGUGACCACACUAAGAAAUGGGUUUACUACAGCAACAUCGAUCUCUACACAGCUCGGGCCGCGAGUUGGAGAGAUACAUUCUCUUGCUAUAUGGCCCCUGAUCCUCCCACUCUCGAGGACUUGCCAGCGGUUUGUGGGGAGAUAAUGCUGGAGUACAAAAACGAAAUAAUGAAGUUAGGUGGACUGCUGUUUGAGCUUCUAUCAGAGGCUCUUGGGUUGAAACCUAACCACCUCGAUGACAUGGGCUGCACCAAGUCUCUUGUCAUGUUCGGACAGUAUUACCCACCUUGCCCUCAGCCCGACCUUACUCUAGGGUUAAGCAAGCACACCGAUUUCUCCUUUCUAACAAUUCUUCUUCAAGGCAACUUCCCAGGGCUUCAAGUUCUCCAUGACCACUACUGGGUCGAUGUUCCUCCCGCCCCUGAGGCUUUUGUCGUUAACAUCGGAGAUCUUCUCCAGCUUAUAAGCAAUGACAGGUUCAUAAGCGUGGAGCACAGAGUAACAGCGAAUGGAGCGGCUGAGCCGAGGAUUUCAGUGCCGUGUUUCUUCAGCAGUGUCAUGAAGGAGAAUCCUCGAGUGUAUGGACCCAUCAAAGAGAUUCUGUCUGAACAAAACCCUCCCAAGUAUAGGGAGGCUUCCCUCAACGAGUUCUCAAAGAUAUACGGGGCUAAGGAACUCAAUACAUCCAUCUUACAACAUUUCAAGAUCUGA